This is a messenger RNA of Venturia canescens, 774 nucleotides long. RefSeq lists its product as uncharacterized. The transcript has a single exon. The coding region runs from base 1 to 774 and encodes 257 amino acids. The record is from RefSeq and is a predicted model, not a curated record. Lineage: Eukaryota; Metazoa; Arthropoda; Insecta; Hymenoptera; Ichneumonidae.
AUGCCUGCCUCACAAGAUGACAUUCUGUCAAAAAUUUUGACAGAAAUCUCGGCCUUUAGGAGCCAUCAGGAAGCUACUAACAGUGAGUUUCGUUUACUACUUGGACAGAUCCCGGCUAUUAAGGCAGGACUUUCCGAGCAUUCGAAACAAAUCGCAGAUCUCAAGGCGCAAAACGAGCAACUCACACAAGAGGUAAUGAUUCUAAAGGAACAGUCCGUGCUUUCCCAACGUGCUGCAGUCGACCUUACAAAUCUCGUGAUAGCUGGUGUACCAUUUGAUGAAAAUAUCACUCCUGAAAACAUCGUUAAGGAAGUUUUCCGAGUCCUUGGUUUAUCAGACUUAUCUCAGUACAUUUUAUCGGUUCGUAAGCUCUCCAGAAAUGAUUCCAACAAUACUUUAAAUGCUGCUGCAAAUGGUGAAAACACGAUCAAAAAAGCCUCUUUCAUCGUUUCAUUAACUGCAACAUCGAUUCGGGAUCAGGUCCUUCACAAAAAAAGAUCUAAAGGGCAGUUAUCAUGGUCCGAGAUUUUCCCUGAUUGUCACAAAUCAGUUGCCAACUUCAAUAUCUUUGUGAACAAGAUGCUUCCCAAGCCCACUUAUAUGCUUCUACGCCAAGUCAAACGCAAGGUUAAACAAAUCGCCUACAAAUAUGUCUGGGAGGAUCAAGGCAAUAUUUACAUUCGCAAGAAUGACGGGGAACCUCGUCUUCUGAUCCGCACCGAAACUGAUCUCCCGUCUUCGGUGUCUCCACCAUCUGCAUCGUCAUCAUUGUGA